GCUCGGGCCGCGCACGCGCUCUGGCCUCCGGGGCCGGCAGCCUGGGAGCCCGAGCCUAGUGCCUCCCACGCCCGGCGGCCGCGAGCCGGGGUCCGCGAGGGCGGAGUGGGGCGCGGCAGCCAGGAACCCGACUACAAAUCCCAGGGUGCGGGCGGGCGGACCGAGGAGGGACGCUGGGCCUGCCCGGUGCGCACGGGGGCGGGGACCGGCAAGGCGGGACCAUUUCCCGGCAUAGGCUCCGGUGCCCCUGCCCGGCUCCCGCCGGGAAGUUCUAGGCCGCCGCACAGAAAGCCCUGCCCUCCACGCCGGGUCUCUGGAGCGCCCUGGGUUGCCCGGCCGGUCCCUGCCGCUGACUUGUUGACACUGCGAGCACUCAGUCCCUCCCGCGCGCCUCCUCCCCGCCCGCCCCGCCGCUCCUCCUCCUCCCUGUAGCAUGCCAUAGUGAGCCUGCGACCACACGGCCGGGGCGCUAGCGUUCGCCUUCAGCCACCAUGGGGAAUGGGAUGAACAAGAUCCUGCCUGGCCUGUACAUCGGCAACUUCAAAGAUGCCAGAGACGCGGAACAAUUGAGCAAGAACAAGGUGACACAUAUUCUGUCUGUCCACGAUAGUGCCAGGCCUAUGUUGGAGGGAGUUAAAUACCUGUGCAUCCCAGCAGCGGAUUCACCAUCUCAAAACCUGACAAGACAUUUCAAAGAAAGUAUUAAAUUCAUUCACGAGUGCCGGCUCCGCGGUGAGAGCUGCCUUGUACACUGCCUGGCCGGGGUCUCCAGGAGCGUGACACUGGUGAUCGCAUACAUCAUGACCGUCACUGACUUUGGCUGGGAGGAUGCCCUGCACACCGUGCGUGCUGGGAGAUCCUGUGCCAACCCCAACGUGGGCUUCCAGAGACAGCUCCAGGAGUUUGAGAAGCAUGAGGUCCAUCAGUAUCGGCAGUGGCUGAAGGAAGAAUAUGGAGAGAGCCCUUUGCAGGAUGCAGAAGAAGCCAAAAACAUUCUGGGUAAAUAUAAGGAGCAAGGGCGCACGGAGCCCCAGCCCGGCGCCAGGCGGUGGAGCAGUUUUCCGGCACUGGCUCCGCUGACCUACGAUAAUUAUACGACGGAGACCUAACGCAAGCGACCUGCUGCCUUCCUUCCCACUGCUUGUCUUCAGUGUGCCCGGCUGGGCAGGGGUGCGGUGGUGUUGGCCGAUGAGGACAGGAAAGGGAGAUAGCCAGGGCGAGGUGGGGCGAGGGCUCCUUCCCCCAAGCAACACUGCCCAGCCCUGCUCCAGGCCCCUGCACUCCGCCCACCCCUACCCUGGCUGCACCUGAGCUUGCUGCCCCCGGGGAUGUUGCCCAGUGGCUGUGCACUGCUCUGUGCACGUGGGUGUGUGUGAGUGCACUUGUGUGUGGGUGACUAAGUGUAUGGAUGCAUGUGUGUGCCUGUGUGAGGGUAUGUGCACCUAAGUGUGUACAUGUGUGUAUGUUGUAAAAGUGUGUCUGUGCACAUGAAUGUGUGUGUGUGAACUCUUUCUUACUGCUGGAAGUCACAGAAUUCAUAUUGCUGCCCGGGUUGGUGUGGCCACCUUUCCCUUUGUCCAAGACUCCACAUGGAAGGCAUUUGAGCUUGACCUCCGAAAAGCUACCCAGCAAAGAGCAGUCUGUGCCUCUGAGCAGACCGUGAGAACUCAGGGGACGAGUGGCUAAGAGCAUGGCCUCUCCCAGAACCCACCCAGGGUGGUGUGGUGGGGGCAGCAGGGGCCAGACUCCUCUAGAGGGAGGGUGGCUCUGGGGCCCUGGAAAACGUGAGAGACUGCCCUGAGCUGGUCCAGUGGGCCAGCACUUUAUACCAACUCAGCAUUUAAGGGAAGUAUCUUAGAUUGCCCCCAUCUCAAUGUGAAUGCACCAGGCUGAGGGUUCCCUAGCGCCUCGAGUCAAGGCCACUUUUCAGCCCAUCGAGCCCUGAGUUCUACUUGGUGUUUGUUCUCUGGAGCUGAUUGCACUUGAGCUCUGUGGUGGGCAGGCGCACUUUAGCCUAAGUUGGGUGCCCCAGGGCGCCCCCUCCUCUCUGCCCCUUGCCAGCUUCAUUCACUCCCAGCCUCUCGCUGUCCUCACUUUGCAGGGGCUCCUCCUCAACGUUUGCAUGCACCUGCAAGAAUUGGGAAGAAAGAGCAUUUAUUAGGCACUGUAGCAAUUUGCAUUUUAAAAUGCCUGAGCAUUUAUUAAGCUUCUUGGUAUUCACUUGGGUUUGAUAAUUGAUCUGAGCUACCUCAUUGAAUGUUUUUGGAAAGGUGUUUUUUGGUAUGCAAGUCAGCUUUGCCUCACAGUUGAAAAUGUUCGGUCAUGAUUGCUUUUGAAACCAAAGGGGAAGGUACCGAUAUCAUUGAGCUAUUUAAAGUUGCCAGUUUGGGCUCCAGUAAUGCUUUCUGGUGGGUAAAAUUCCACAUUCAGGCCACGAGAGCAUCUACAGUUUGUACUCUGGGGCUGCAGGCAUCCUGGGACGCUGUACGCAAUUCAGUGGUCUAGUCCUUUAUACCGACUCAGAUUCCUUAAGCAUGCAGAGUCACUCGAAUGAAAAAACAUACUCGACCUCUCCCUAAAAAGAUGUUGCAACCCAGUUUCUCUGAAUUCCACCACAAAAAGAGACCCUGAAUAAGAAGAGCAGUUUUCCUGUGCGUAUAGAGGGUGUGUCAAAGGUGAGCUUUUUGGGGACCGGGAAAAACAAAGUUGCCUGAAUCCGCGCAUGUGCACAGGCCCCGGAUGUACACCCGGAAAGGGGAGUGUGGCUGUAGAAUCAUCCAUCCGUCUACAGCUAAAACAAUUUGCCAAUAAAGUACAUGUUUUUCCUAAGCCAAAAAUAAAUAUAAAUACGUUAACAGAAAAAUGAUUUAGGAUAUUAGCUUGAAUGCUUAAAUAUGUGCACCUUUACAAACCUCUCAGUGUAUUCUUGGAGUUCUUGAAAUGUUGUUUUAAUAUUUGUUGCCAGUAAUGUUCUUUCUUCACAGCCGCUCCGGGAAUUCUGAAGUUCUGGGCCUUUCUCAGAAGACUGUAAUGUACCUGAAGUUUCUGAAAUAUUGCAAACCCACAGAGUUUAGGCUGGUGCUGCCAAAAAGAAAAGCAACAUAGAGUUUAUUUUUAAGUAUCCAGUAGUGAUUUGUAAACGUGUUUUUCGUUUGAAGCUGAAUAUAUAUGUAGUCAUGUUUAUGUUGAGAACUAAGGAUAUUCUUUAGCAAGAGAAAAUAUUUUCCCCUUAUCCCCACUGCCGUGGCGGUUUCUGUACCUCGCUUGGAUGCCUGUAAGGAUCCCAGGAGCCUUGCCGCCCUGCCUUGUGGAUGGCUUGGCGCUCGUGAUUGCUUCCUGUGAACGCCCCCCAAGGACGAGCCCAGUGUAGUUGUGUGGCGUGAACUCUGCCCGUGUGUUCUCAAAUUCCCCAGCUUGGGAAAUAGCCGUUGGUGUGGGUUUUAUCUCUGGUUUGUGUUCUCCGUGGUGGAAUUGACCGAAAGCUCUAUGUUUUCGUUAAUAAAGGGCAACUUAGCCAAGUUUAAGGUCA
Molecule: messenger RNA, 3529 nt
Organism: Gorilla gorilla gorilla (western lowland gorilla)
Lineage: Eukaryota; Metazoa; Chordata; Mammalia; Primates; Hominidae
Gene: DUSP22
Product: dual specificity phosphatase 22
Exons: 7
Coding region: 492-1109 (205 amino acids)
Biological process (GO): protein dephosphorylation; signal transduction
Cellular component (GO): plasma membrane; cytosol
Molecular function (GO): protein tyrosine phosphatase activity
Source: RefSeq, a predicted model, not a curated record